Molecule: messenger RNA, 1059 nt
Organism: Xylona heveae TC161
Lineage: Eukaryota; Fungi; Ascomycota; Xylonomycetes; Xylonales; Xylonaceae
Exons: 1
Coding region: 1-1059 (352 amino acids)
Biological process (GO): translation
Cellular component (GO): mitochondrial large ribosomal subunit
Molecular function (GO): structural constituent of ribosome
Source: RefSeq, a predicted model, not a curated record
AUGCCGCCCCGAAUACCGCUUGGACUGCGGCAGUCUGCCGCAGUCUGUCCUGGAGCCGCUGCACGAACACCAGCAGCAGCUACCAUCCCAGCUGCUGCUCUGAUCCACGCUCGUCAUGCCUCAGCAGUCACGCCUGCCGCAUCUCACGAGCAAAUGACAGUGUCUCCUCCUCCUAUUGCGCGGUACCCGACGACACAGCCGCCGUCGCACAAGCCGCCGGAGUUCCGCAAAUCGCAACUACACCGACAGUACACAUCUCUCCUCCGCUCGACUCCUUUGAUGCUGCUAUUCCAGCACAACAACGUCAAAGCCAGCGAAUGGACCGGUAUCCGGCGAGAGCUGGCCGCUGCGUUGCGCAAAGCUGACGCCACUAUCCCUGAGGGAUCCGCCGACGCAGACCUUGCUUCGGGGAUUAAAUUCCAGAUUGUGCAAACCGGCAUAUUUGCCUCGGCGUUGCAGGUCGCCGAAUACUUUCACCCGGAGCAGCAACAACAAUCUGCCACUUCAUCAUCAACCACCUCCGCCGCCAAUAUUCCCAACGCCACCCCUGACCCCACCGACCCGGCUUACACCCACGCUCUGUCCCGGCACGCCUGGGAAGCCACGCAAAAUAACAAACUCAGCCACGCUCUGACGCCGCUCAUGUCGGGCCCUCUCGCGGUCCUUACCUUCCCGAACGUGUCCCCCGUGCACCUCAAGGCCGCCCUGGAAAUCCUCUGGCCCAGCAAGCCCAACUUCCCGGCCCCCACGCGACGGGUUAACCCCGGCUACCACGAACCCGCAGUGCACAGCGGUCUUCAGAAGCUCCUCCUCCUGGGCGCCCGAGUCGAGGGCAAGGUCUUUGACGAGGCCGGCGCCAAGUGGGUUGGCACCAUUGGCGGCGGCCUCGACGGCCUCCGCAACCAGCUCGUGUACAUGCUCCAAGGCUUCGGCGCGGGCUUGACGAAUACUCUUGAGAGCGCUAGCAAGAGUCUGUACUUUACCAUUGAGGGCAGAAGGACCAUGCUCGAGGACGAGGAGAAAGGAGGUGAGAAGAAGGACGGUGAGGAGUCUGCAUAG